AUGAAGAUGGAUUCUACGCACGCCAGUGCUGCCCUAGCAAUGAGUGUUGGGUUAGGGUUGGGAGUGGCCAUUGGAUGGCUACUUCGGGGACGGUUGGGCUCAAAUUUAAAAAAAAAAAUGGCUUCCAAAUUUAUUCAGGAGGAGGUAGAUUCUGCAAAUAAUUCAGGUGAAAUCAAAUUGGUUUUGGUUGUUCGUAAUGAUCUAAAGAUGAGCAAAGGCAAAGUGGCAGCCCAGUGUUCACAUGCUGCAGUGGCUGCUUGUGAAAAGUUAAUGAAUAAAAAUCCCAAACUGCUGCAAGCCUGGAAAUACUGUGGACAGCCAAAGGUUGUUGUCAAAACUGAAACUGAGGAAUCAAUAUUUCAAAUGUCUCGUGAAGCUGCCAAACUUGGGUUGAAUGCUAGCCUUAUUUCAGAUGCCGGUCGGACACAGAUUGCUCCAGGAUCAAAAACUGUACUUGGGGUUGGACCAGGUCCAUCUGAUUUGUUUGUUCAUGAUCUAUCUAUCUAUCUAUCUAUCUAUCUAUCUAUCUCAAUAUAA
Acanthosepion pharaonis is the source of this 537-nucleotide messenger RNA. Lineage: Eukaryota; Metazoa; Mollusca; Cephalopoda; Sepiida; Sepiidae. The record is from the annotation of a GenBank genome assembly.